GGAAGUACACUUACAGAUUCGGACAGCAGUGUUGCACCAGGAUGAAUACAUGUUAACCUUUAGACAACCCAGCUCAUUAACAACUUGUUACUUUGGAAUAGUUCACUAAUGUAUUCGAGGGAGAAUGACAUCCAGUUUAAUAUUAGACUUGGAGACUCAGCAGCCGCAUCCUGCGAUGGAUAACGACAUCUCCUUUGGCCAGGACGGAGAGUGGGACAUCAGCCUGUUUGAUGAGCUGGACAACCUGGGAGAUGCAGAGGAGCUUUUUGAGUCACUGGAGCAUGCCGGCUUUGCCAGUGAAGCUCCUGACCUGUACUUUGAUAUCAGCCUGCCUUCCUGGAAUGAAGCAGACACAGGCAGCACCUGCACAGAUGGUGAGGUGAGUGUGAACUCUCUGUCACCAGCCCACACUCUGAGCUCUGUCCCCUCUCCUGCCUCAGUGGAAACCUUGUCACCAUGCUAUUUAUCAGAUGAAGCUCUGUCUCCACAGUCGCAGGCCUCUCCUGCCUCCAUCCACUCAGAGUCCAGCAGCUUUUCUGACGUCCCUCCACCCGCCAGGAGAGCCCCAAAGAGGACCAGCCAAACCACACGAGCCAAAUCCGCUCAGCCCGUGAAGAGGCCGAUCCAGCUUGGCCCAAAGGUUUCCAUCCAGCCCAAGCCGAUGAUCACAGCUGUGCCCCUGGCCCAUGCAGCAGCUCCCCUGCAGGCUAAGACCAUCAUCAUCCAGCCACUGCAAGCUACUGUGAUGCCUGUGGUCAAACCAGCUCCAGUCAGCAUCCAGCCAGCGCCCCCUCCAGGACAUCCCGUGCUGCUGUCUCAGCCAGGUCAGGUGCUGCAGAUCCAGACACCACAGGCUGUCACGGGCCAUGUCUUCACAAUGCCAGCGCUGAGCCAGGACAGGCCCGCCCCCGUCACAGCGCCGCCAAUGGUCUCCGUCACACUCCGAAACCCUUCAUCAGACGAUGAUUCAAAGGUGUCACAGAGGCAGCAGCGGAUGAUAAAGAACCGUGAGUCAGCAUCUCUGUCUCGGAAGAAGAAAAAGGAGUACCUGCUGACGCUUGAGGCACGCCUGAAGCUGGCACUAUCUGAGAAUGAGGUGCUCAAACACGAGAACGGCAGUCUCAAGAGACAACUGGAGGGCUUGUUGAGUGAGAACACAGCCCUGAAGACAUCGCCCCCCAAGAGGAGGGCUGUGUGUCUUAUGGUGGUUUUGGUCUUCCUCAUGCUCAACGCUGGACCAAUGAGUCUGUUCCAGGGCAGCCCAGGCUCCAAGCCCCAUGUUGGCUCCUUGCAGCACAGCGGCAGACACCUGUUGGGCUUCUCCCCAGACGCGGAAACCACAGCUGAGGUGGGCCCCGAGCCCCUUGGCAGCGAUCCCCCUCAGAUGGACGACAGCUCUGAAGAUAAAGCCCUGGUGGUGGUUAAGGAUCCUGGCUUCCUCAGACCCCCUCCCCCCUGCCAGCCUCCCAUCAACAGGACCAAGUGCAUAGAGUUGGCUCAUGAGCUGAGGGGCUGGGUCCACCGUUAUGAAGUGGAGAAGACCAAAUCCAGGCGUAUGAGUAACAGCCACCACAAACCCACCAGGACCAUCCUGAAAACGGAGGAUAAGGAGGCUGACAGAGCCCAGAUUGUGACAGUCCAAUACACAGAAACCGCUGAGGAAAAGAGUCCUGGCAGUGAGCUGCAAGUGUACUACGCACCUCACCGAACCUAUAGUGACUUCUUUGAUGAGCUCAAUCGUCGUGGUGACACCUUCUACGUGGUAUCUUUCCGCAGGGAUCAUCUUCUGCUUCCUGCCACCAGCCACAAUAAAGGAAGCCGACCCAAGAUGUCUGUGGUGUUGCCAGCCAUGAACAUAAACGACAGCAUAAUCAGAGACAAGGACUUCGAGGUGAUGAUGCAGAUUGACUGUGAAGUCACAGACACCAGGAUCCUGCACAUCAAGUCCUCCACCAUCCCACCACUGCUCCGGGUCAACCACACAGACACCCUCUACCAGCCCUCCCCGAGCGACGGCCAGGCCACGCCCCCCGUCGGGGUGCUCAUGGGCUCGGCAUAAUCACCAGCAGCACACGCACUCCCAGCAGCUCCACAACAAAACCUACUGAUGCAAACACGGAAGAUGGAACUUCAACUGCCACAUUUUCACAGAUUUCCUCACCUUUUUUAUUGGGCUGUCAUAUUUUAAAGCUGGUGAACUCUACACUUCAAAACAAGUUUAUCUUCUUGUGAUUUUGAUUUGAAUGAAUGUGGACUUACCUUAGCUGGAUGGGAGAAUACAGCCAUUACAACAAACACAAAGGUAGCUCAAAUUGUCAGCCACAUUCUUGAUCCCAGCUGAUAUCCGGAGGUUAGUCUGUAACAGGGCCUGAGAGCAGACGCUAGCUCCUUGUGUGGUAGCACUGACUUCUCCCCGUAACCCCAGACGCCCCACACAAGGGUAAUUGCUUAGCGGCAGGGGGCAGAGCAUUGAACCCUGAGUCACCCCGUCAUAACACAAAUACUUGAAGCUCUCUUCAAACCUGCCCGUUCUCUUUGGUUCUUAUUUUCUGGCCAAGCUUCAUCGUUCUACUCAAGAGUUGAUUGUGAACCUAAGAGCACCAUCACUGGAGACGUCAUACCUAACCCCAGCCCUAGCCUUAGAGACUAAGAGGCACCUUUGUGUGUGUGUGUGUGUGUGUGUGUGUGUGUGCGUGCGUGCGUGUGUGUGUGUGUGCGUGUGUAUCAGUUGUCAGAGAUUAAGCAAUUUCUGACUUGGUAGCUUAGCCAGAAAAUGAAAACAAUUUUGCUCUUGUUCCACUAUAAAUGAAGUUUAUCAAAGCUUUUGUUUGUCAGCUAGAAAAACAUACAAAAUUAAUUACAUGUUGUAAUUGAGGCAUAUACUCAGGAAGUCAGGUAAUCAGUGAGAGAUAGCAGCCUAACCACUAUUGUUGGUUGGGUUACCAUUUAUGUAUGGAUUUUAUGUGCUUUGUUUCCAGCAUUGUGUUAAUGAAGAGUUUUAGAUUUUAGUUUUGGGGUUUUCCUCUUUGCACUUUGCUUCACUUUUAUAUACAUGGAUAGAGAUAGAUAUGUAUUUAUUUGGAUUGUUAUGUGUUCAUUUUGCCAACCUCAGGAUUGGCAUACAGACCACAUAUAUCCACUGACAUGUCUAACAAAAAGAAAAAAAAAAAAAAAAAAAAGAGUUUAUUGCUUUUAACUGCCAUGAUUUUGCAUUGCAGAAUGCUUUUUUUCUAUUUGGCCUCAGAAAAUUCAUAUUGUAUAGAGCUUUUUCAUAGAACUUUGAGUAAAUGAUAAAAGGAAGCUAAUAUAUGUGUUGACUACAUAAAGAUUUCUUUAGUGUCAACUAAAGUGUCAAUUUUUUUUGAUAAAGUCUACAGAAUGCUUGCUGUUGGCUGAACAUGUAGACAUUAUGUCACUGAAAAAUUAGUUUUGUCAUUCUGUUGUUCCUUUUUGAAACUCUGACUGUUGUGUUCCAUCAGCUGAGCUCUAAAAGGCACAGCUUGGCAUGAGUAACCACUGAUGAGGCCAAAACAGGCUACCAGCCCCGACCUCUCCGUCCACGGGCCGAAAUGCACUUUUAUUAAAGUGCACUUAAACAAAAAUGCCUAUAGUGGAAAUGUAGUUCUCUGGGAAAACCUUUUUAAAAAUAAGUUAUGUUAUCUGAUUAUUUUGUACUAGUAUUUUUUUCCCAAAACUAUUAAAUUUGCACCCUAAGUGCACAACUUGCUAAAUGUUGUUAUUGCUUCCAUUUCCCAUUUCAUUUCCCCAUGUUACACUUUGGUAAUUUUGGUUAAUCAUUAGAAACUCAGUGAAAACCUUUUUGCUUAUACCAAAAGAUCCUUAUGCCUCAUCAGUUUCUAAAGUAUAACAAUUAUACUUCAGCUCUAUAGAUGCCCAUAAAAUUCGAAUCAUAGCAAAAUGCACCCAUCAAUUGUACGUUUUUUUUUAAGCAAGCCCUUGUGUGUAUUUGUUUUGUGUGAAAUCUAUUUGAUUCAAAGCAGUGUAAGACUUUUUACUGCAUCUUGGUGGACGAAUGAGGAAUACAAUUCAAACUUUCAUGUGAGGUUUUGCUUUUUUGUAUCGCAUUCAAAUGAGUCAAUAAAACACUGGAUUUACUUUAACUAUA
Molecule: messenger RNA, 4126 nt
Organism: Myripristis murdjan (pinecone soldierfish)
Lineage: Eukaryota; Metazoa; Chordata; Actinopteri; Holocentriformes; Holocentridae
Gene: atf6
Product: activating transcription factor 6
Exons: 16
Coding region: 125-2059 (644 amino acids)
Biological process (GO): regulation of transcription by RNA polymerase II; endoplasmic reticulum unfolded protein response
Cellular component (GO): nucleus
Molecular function (GO): RNA polymerase II cis-regulatory region sequence-specific DNA binding; DNA-binding transcription factor activity, RNA polymerase II-specific
Source: RefSeq, a predicted model, not a curated record